Messenger RNA from Jatropha curcas, 2107 nucleotides. RefSeq names its product Galactose oxidase/kelch repeat superfamily protein. The record is from RefSeq and is a predicted model, not a curated record. NCBI's taxonomy places the organism in Eukaryota, Viridiplantae, Streptophyta, Magnoliopsida, Malpighiales, Euphorbiaceae. Gene Ontology annotation, molecular function: protein binding.
ACAAAAAAAAAAGAAAAAAAGAAAAAAAAAGCCUUCCCAUUCCUUUAUAUCUGGAAAAGAACAGAACAUCACAUAGCAUUAGUCGUCUCGUCUCUUACCUCCCUUCGUUACCGGCUCGUAAUCUAAUCCUGACGUGGUCGCUCUCUGUCAGUCCUAUCCACUUUCGAUACAUCCUCAUUUUACGGUUCUCUAACACCGAAUCAUUCUCUUUAUAUCUCUCUCCCGAAGAAGCGAGUAAGAACUAAUUCCGUUUCCUUUUUCAGCUAGAUAUCAACUCCAAUAAAAAUGGAAGUCAGAGGGGGCUGAGACUUGCUAAAGUUCUAUGGCCUUGACUGAAAUUCGGGCAAUGUGUGGAGCAAGAGACUAUUUUAGAGGCUUAAAGAACAGUCUGCAUAAAACAACCGAAAGGGACUACUUUAAGAGCAGAAUUUCUGGUAUGGAAUAUGAAUCAGACUGGACAAGACACAGGAAAUCAUCAGCGUUUAAUGCUCAAGCUGUUUGUUCUGCAACAUUUUUUAUGCCUUGGACAUGUAAAAUUCCUAUAGGUGAUGGUUAUCAUGAAUUUCUUUAAUCGAACAUCUGUCAUUUGAAAGUCUUAAUACUUUUUAGGGAGAUAUAGUAGAUUGAACACAAUACUCAUCUACAUAUCUCUUCAUUUCCUGAAAAUGCCGGGUUUUGUGAGUGGAAAGAAGAGAUUAGCAGAGAUGGAUAUGUCUUUCUUCACUUCACUUGCGCAAGAUAAGCCAACUCGUUCGAAGAGCAACCUUCAAUUAGCUUCUCAGGUUGCUAACGAUGUUGACAGCCCCAUUCUUCCUGGGCUGCCUGAUGAUGUGGCAAAGUAUUGCCUUGCACUCGUUCCUCGUCCGAAUUUUCCAGCUAUGGGAGCUGUCUGCAAGAAAUGGAGAUCAUUUAUUAGAAGCAAAGAAUUCCUUGUUGUGAGAAAAUUGGCUGGGUUGCUUGAGGAAUGGCUAUAUGUCCUAACUAUGGAUUCUGAAGGAAAAGAAAGCCAUUGGGAGGUUUUGGAUUGCUUGGGACACAGACAUCAGCUUCUUCCAUCAAUGCCUGGUUCUAUGAAGGCUGGGUUCGGGGUGGUGGUUCUCAAUGGAAAGCUUGUUGUCAUGGCUGGCUAUUCAGCUCUUGACGGGACUGUUUCUGCCUCAUCUGAUGUUUAUGAAUAUGAUUCUUGCCUCAACAGUUGGAGCAAAUUGCCAAACAUGAAUGUUGCACGCUAUGAUUUUGCAUGUGCAGAGGUUAACGGCAAAGUUUAUGCUGUUGGAGGCUAUGGGAUAGAUGGUGAUAGUCUCUCAAGUGCUGAGAUGUAUGACCCUGACACAGAAAAAUGGACCCUGAUAGAGAGUCUUCGCCGCCCAAGGUGGGGUUGCUUUGCUUGUAGCUUCGAAGGGAAGCUUUAUGUCAUGGGAGGAAGGUCAAGCUUCACCAUUGGCAAUUCAAAGUUUGUUGACGUGUACAAUCCUGAGAGGCACUCUUGGUGUGAGAUUAAGAAUGGUUGUGUCAUGGUUACUGCUCAUGCUGUACUGGGAAAGAAGCUCUUCUGUAUGGAGUGGAAGAAUCAGCGGAAACUGGCUAUAUUCAAUCCGGAGGACAAUUCAUGGAAAAUGGUUCCAGUUCCAUUGACUGGUAGCACGAACAUCGGUUUUCGGUUUGGAAUACUUGAUGGGAAACUAUUACUAUUCUCACUAGAGGAAACACCGGGUUAUCGUACGUUGUUGUAUGAUCCUAAUGCUUCUCCGGGUUCAGAGUGGCAGACUUCUGAAAUAAAGCCGUCUGGACUGUGCUUGUGCAGUGUGACUAUCAAGGCAUGAAAUGGUGCAUGCAUUAUCCAGGAAUACUACAGAUUUAUGUUUGCAUUUUAACUUUCUGGAUUUUCAGUUUCAUUAAUUUGUCAUAUUUCAUUCAUUGUGGAGUAUUCAUCAGUCUCUAAUUCUUAAUUGCUCGUCAACUAUUUAUGCAUGGGAUAUGCUUUAGGAUUGUUGGAGAGGGAAUUAGCUUGUGCCUUGUACAAGGUAACCUGAACUUGCCACUGUAAUUGUUGCCUUUUGGAAUGGUAUCUUUUUUGCAGUUCUAAGAUGAAAAUUUCUUUCCUUUA